This is a messenger RNA of Lolium perenne, 1655 nucleotides long. RefSeq names its product WAT1-related protein At5g64700-like. Gene Ontology annotation, molecular function: transmembrane transporter activity. The record is from RefSeq and is a predicted model, not a curated record. Gene Ontology annotation, cellular component: membrane. NCBI's taxonomy places the organism in Eukaryota, Viridiplantae, Streptophyta, Magnoliopsida, Poales, Poaceae.
UCUGUGCCUGCCCCAAUCGAUGACACACAGUUCCACGUGACUUACUGCAGAUUGGACCUACUGUGCACGGACAAUGACCCACGGCAAGGUCCUUGUCUAUGAAAAAUGAGUUCCACUCCUAUGUUAUAUCGCUGGAUCGAUCCGGCCGAUUCCAUUACUAAGAGCCCAUAAACUUAACCAGCUAGCUAAAGCACGUGCGUGGCCAUGGAUGCAAGCAAGAAACCUUACACUGUAGCCGUCAUCAUACAGCUCAUCUACACUGGCAUGUUCGUCGUCUCCAAGGCAGCCUUCAACCAAGGCAUGAACACCUACGUCUUCAUCUUCUACCGUCAGGCAGCUGGCUCUAUCCUCCUGCUGCCUCUCGCCCUUCUUCACCAAAGGAAAAACGCCCAAUCAGCACUGUCAUUCACGUUGCUGUUGAAGCUCUUCUUCUGUGCAUUAAUCGGGAUUACAUUCAGCUUAAAUCUGUACCAUGUGAGCCUCAAGUUCACCUCCGCAACUGUGGCGGCUGCAACGGACAACUCCUUGCCUGCGGUUACCUUCUUCCUCGCGCUGCUGCUAAGGAUGGAAGUUGUGCAUCUGAAGAGUCCCUCAGGCAUUGCGAAGCUCACCGGCGUAGCGUUCUGUAUCGCUGGAGUACUUACCAUCGCCAUUUACGCCGGGCCGUUGCUGAACCCUUUGAGCCACAGCCAUGGCCAGCUCGCUCCUGGGGCUCCAUCGAGGGCCCAGGGAGGGGCCUGGAUCAAAUGGACGUUUCUGAUGGUCGUGGCAAACGCGGCGUGGUCCCUGUGGAUCGUCCUCCAGGCGGCGUUGCUGAGGGAGUACCCCAACAAGUUGCUCGUCACGGCGGUGCAGUGCGUGUUCAGCGCGCUCCAGUCGUUACUGGUGGCGGUGGCGGCGGAGAGGGACCUCUCCAGAUGGAAACUACGGCUUGACGUUGGCUUGCUCGCAAUUGCUUACUCCGGCUUGAUGGUGAUGGGGGUAGCCUACUACCUCCAAGCUUGGUGCGUGGAGAUGAAAGGGCCCGUCUUCCUCGCCGCGUGGACACCGAUGUGCUUCGUCUUCACCACCUUGUGCUCUUCCUUCUUCCUCGGAGAGACUGUUCGCCUCGGCAGCAUUUUAGGUGGGAUCCUGCUGGUUGGAGGUCUCUUUAGCGUGCUCUGGGGCAAAAGCAACGAGAGGGAAGGGGAGAUCGGUAGUAUGACGCCGCGCGGUGAGAUGGACACCAACAAAACGGAUGUUGCUGUGUGUGUGAGCGACAUUAGUAAGAUAAACCUGUGAGUGUGCAGAUGAGCGCGCAAGAGCAUCAAGGCCAAGUGGCUGAAGAACAAGUAACUUUUAGAAAUUAUAUACACCGAAGUGUGAUGUUCAGAUUCUUUAAAAACCGGGAUCAUUUUAGAUGAAGGGCAUCACUAAUCGAUCCCCUCAAAUUUAGUGUUUUAGGACAUCUCCAGCGGCCCGAUCCAUUUCGAACACCAAAUGUGUCUGUUUUGGCCAGUUUGGGUUGGGUUGCGGAGAGAAAAUUGGAUGUGUCCUCCCCCUUGUCCGUUUGGGUCAGGGGCAAAACUCAGUGGGCCGAUACAUUUCUUUUUUUCCACCAUCAUGGCCAACCCGGUGAUCAAUGUCGGCUCAUCCCGUCGCUAACCACAACACCA